AGCCGUUUUCAUUAUUUAUUUUUCAUUUUGCAAGUCUCUUUCACUCUUUGACCAUGAGGCACAUGUAUCUGCUGAGUCUGGGUCUUCUAGCACUGACAGAGAACAUCCUGAUGCAAACACCCUGUGGACGUGGAUAUAAGAAUCAAAGAAGAAAGUGUGUAGAUGAAAAUGAGUGUGAGUCUGAUCCACCCUAUUGUGGAAAAAAUGCAAUAUGUUUCAAUACUAAUGGAAGCUACUACUGCCGCUGUCAUGAAGGAUUCGCUCCAACUAAUAAUUUCACACAAUCGGAUGCAAUUGACUGCACAGACAUCAAUGAAUGUGUGAAUGGCAGCGCUGAUUGUGGCCCUAAUGCAAAAUGUAUAAAUUCUGAAGGAGGUUAUAAUUGCACAUGUCAAACUGGCUACAUUUCCAGCAAUGGAAAAGAGAUAUUUAAUUCAGGCCAAGGAGUUCAUUGUAUUGACAGAAAUGAAUGUGACGAUCCCAGUUUUUGUGGAAAACAUGCAACAUGUCAUAACACUGCUGGCAGUUUCUACUGUAUCUGUGCUGCAGGAUUCAGACUAAAGUCAGGAGAAACGAACUUCACUGAUAUAUAUAAAUCCUGCGAGAGUGUAUGUGAGAUUGAUAAAUCUAUAUGUGGAGGAGGAGUCUGCAAAAACAACAAAGACGGCCUUGAAUGUCUGUGCAGUUCAGGAUUCACUAACUAUGGUCACAAACGAAUGAAAUGCACAGACAGAAAUGAAUGUGACGAU
Sinocyclocheilus rhinocerous is the source of this 749-nucleotide messenger RNA. RefSeq names its product adhesion G protein-coupled receptor E2-like. Gene Ontology annotation, molecular function: calcium ion binding. The annotation marks the transcript as partial. Lineage: Eukaryota; Metazoa; Chordata; Actinopteri; Cypriniformes; Cyprinidae. The record is from RefSeq and is a predicted model, not a curated record. The transcript has 7 exons.